Molecule: messenger RNA, 2061 nt
Organism: Moneuplotes crassus
Lineage: Eukaryota; Ciliophora; Spirotrichea; Euplotida; Euplotidae
Source: the annotation of a GenBank genome assembly
AUGGAAGAAGCAUCUUUCGCAAAGCAGAAUGGCUCUGACUCUACUUUUAAUGAUAAUUGCAAUCAGGAAAAAGUUGGGCUCUCAGAUACAGGUGAAGAUCUAACUGAAGCUAUUUAUGAUCACAUCAAAAGGGGUGAGCUCCAAGAAGCAGUGGAGAUCCUCCAGGGUUUUAUUGAGCAAGGUAGGCAUGACAAGCCAGUAUACUCUGUCAUCUCUUACUGUUAUUACCAACUAGGAGAAUAUGAAAAGGCUGUUGAUAGUUACAAAGAACUUAUCAAAAUUUGUCCUGAUAAUCCUCAAUAUGUCUUCUACUAUGCUCAAUGCUUGUUUAAAAUAUCUGAAUUUAGUGAAGCAGGUAAGGUCUGAGAGAAACUUAAAGGAACUUCUCUUGAUCAAGAAGCAAUCCAGCUCUUGGCAGCUAUCUCUUAUGAGAAAGGAAACUUUUUCGAAGCCAAGAAAAAUUUGAGGAAACUUUCCUCGACUGAUUUCUCAACUCUCGUAAACAAAGGAUGAAUAUACUUUAAGGAGGGAGAGUACGAUAAAGCUGAGCACAAAUUUAAAGAGGCUACUAAAAUCUCUGAAUUUCAUGCUGAGCUAUUCUACAACCUUGCUCUCUGACUAUAUGAGAAAGGAGAAUUCGAAAAAGCUGAAAUUUAUGUAGACCAAAUCAUUGAGCAAGCUUAUAAAAAGUAUCCCCAAUUGAGGGUCUCUGAAGAUGACCAGGUUUUUGAGGAGAACAAACAACUGGCAGCCCAGAUGCUCAGAGAAACAGCAAUAGUAGAAGCUAUUAAUUUGAAAUCUGCUAUUCUGUUUGAAAAGGAAGAAUAUGUUGCUGCUAAAAUGACUAUAAAAAGAGUACCAGCAAUUAGUACUUCUGGAAUCGAUCCUGUAACUUUCCAUAAUCAAGCUAUUUUCUUUGUAACAGAGAAUUCAGCAGAAUCGAUCAAGAAGAUGAAUCACUUGUUGAAUGAAUGCUUAUUCCCGCCUGAGACAUUUCAAAAUCUUCUUUUUCUUUACUGAAAAUACUUCUUCUAUGAUCUUGCGAAUGAGUUGAUUCAUGAAAAUCCUAAAUAUUGUCAGAAAUUAAUUGAAAAAGACGACCUUGAAUACAUAAGUACUUUGAUCCUUCAACAAAGAGACCCUAAAGAGGCCUGAAUCAAUUACCAAAAGUUGCUAAAUGAAUAUAGAAUAUCGAUUACUAACCUGAAGUCCAAACUAGAGGACCUCCCAGAAAGAUCUCUGGAGAGAAAUUCAAUUUCGAUUAGAAUAUCUGCUCUGACUGAGAAAUAUGUAGCUGUUUUGACAAACCAAGCGAAGAUUUCAUGGGACAAUAAAGACUACAACAACGUUGAAGCUUUAUUCAAGGAGUCUGCUGAUAUUUGUGACGAAAAUAAGGUUUUCCAAGUCAACCUAGCCCAUAGUGUAUACAUGCAGAGUAAGAACUACCCUGAAGCAAUUAAGUAUUACGAGGAAAUCAUCGAGAAGCAUAAGGAUAAUCUCCUUAAAUGAGAGACUAUCGUUAUAGCUAACCUCUGAGUCUGUUAUAUUUUGUCCAAGGUGAACUCAAAGGCAGAAAGUUUGAUCAAUCAAGUCCAGGAGCAUGAGAAAAUAGCGACUAUUAAUGACCCUUCUCAGAAAGUGUUCCACUCUUGCAUUAUCCAUUUGGUAAUAGGAACUCUGUACUGAUCAAAGGAUAUGUUCGAAUUUGGUAUUAAUCUUAUCAUUAAGAGCCUGAAUCCUAUCAAAGAUAAGCUCGGAACAGAUACUUGGUACUAUACAAAGCGCUGAUUUUUAUCAUUAAUUGAGAAACAAUGCAAAAAGCAAUGCAUCAUUAAGCCUGAACUCUACGAAAGUAUUUUUGAAUUCUUGGAUAAAGCCUAUAACAACGGAAAGAACAUCACCACCAUCAUUUAUGUUAAGAAAUCUGAAAGGCAUAAGUCUACAGUUGCUUAUGAGGCAAAGUUCUUAAAGAAAAUCUUCCUAAAACUCCAGAAUUCCAAAAACAAGGAGCCUACUAUUGAUCAGUAAUUCCUAAUUACCCUGAUUAAAUAUUCAAGUUGA